AUGACCUUAAAGAAAGAGGUGCCUUGUCCACCGUACUGUUUGGCAGUGCACACUUGGGGUCUCAUCCACAAAGAAUCGCCUCUGAAGCGCGGGUGCCACCUCUCCAAGGGCCGCUUGUACAGCAUUUGCCUUCUUGCCUUCCUGACUUCAUUCUUCCUAGCGCUGCACAUUGUGUUUCUCGGAUACCCCAGAACACCACUUGUCUGCCUCGAUUCCUAUCGGGGCAAUUCUUUCUCUGGAGAAGUUGUUAGCAAUGUCCACUGUCCCCUAAACAAUGCUAAUUUGUGUCUAGAUGAAGCGGUGGAGAGUUUGCGAGACCGGGUUCGAUUCCCUCGAACGAAGCGGCGUCUUCCUCAGUGCAUCAUCAUUGGCGUGCGAAAGUGUGGAACCCGAGCUCUCUUGGAAUUCCUCAAUUUGCAUCCAUCCAUUCAAAAAGCAUCGGACGAGGUGCACUUUUUCGACGAGGAUGACAAAUACAGCUUAGGCUUAGAAUGGUACCGCAGAAGAAUGCCUUAUUCUUUUCCAGAUCAAAUCACUAUCGAAAAAAGCCCUGCAUAUUUUAUCACUGAAUCAGCGCCAACACGCAUAAGAGCAAUGAACGAAAGUAUACGAUUGCUAUUAAUUGUUCGAGACCCUGUCACCAGACUGAUAUCCGAUUACGCCCAAUUGGCAGCCAACAAGGCUAGGAAAGACAAAGCCUUGGCUUCGUUCGAGGACCUGGUGCUGAACCCCAACGGUCAGGUGAACACAGGGUACAAAGCUGUCCGCAUCAGCAUGUACUCGAUCUUCUUCGAGAGGUGGCACCGCGUGUUCCCCAGACGACAAAUCCAUAUUGUCGAUGGGGAUGACCUCAUCCGAGAUCCUUUUCCUGAAGUCCAGAGGAUCGAAGAGUUCCUCGGCAUUGCGCACAGAAUUUCCAAAGAUAAUUUUUUUUACAAUAAAACGAAAGGAUUCUAUUGCGUGAGAAAUGAAACGACUGAGAAGUGUUUGAAUGAAAGCAAAGGUCGGAGGCACCCGGUGGUAUCUGACGAGGUCAUUCAUAAACUUCGGCAGUUCUACGCUCCAUACAAUAGGAUGUUUUUCAGGGCAGCUGGCAGAGAUUUUGGCUGGCCUGAGGAGUGA
This is a messenger RNA of Uloborus diversus, 1122 nucleotides long. Its product is annotated as heparan sulfate glucosamine 3-O-sulfotransferase 1-like. The coding region runs from base 1 to 1122 and encodes 373 amino acids. NCBI's taxonomy places the organism in Eukaryota, Metazoa, Arthropoda, Arachnida, Araneae, Uloboridae. The transcript is spliced from 3 exons. Gene Ontology annotation, molecular function: [heparan sulfate]-glucosamine 3-sulfotransferase activity. The record is from RefSeq and is a predicted model, not a curated record.